Messenger RNA from Porites lobata, 2886 nucleotides. NCBI's taxonomy places the organism in Eukaryota, Metazoa, Cnidaria, Anthozoa, Scleractinia, Poritidae. The record is from the annotation of a GenBank genome assembly.
AUGCCGCACACAAAGAACACGCGCUUUAACUUGGCUCAAUUCAUGAAAGCUCGCAAGGUUGCAAGGGAGAAAGCUGUUGAUGAAAAUUGCAAGCUAUCGGCAGAGUACAAAAAAGUCCAGCGAGCCCAAGAAAAGGUGAGAUAAAUUUGUCCAGUAUUAAUGAUUUGGGAAGAUUUUUAUUUUCAAUAUCAGAGAAUAUUGUAACAAAGGAUUAUAGGAAAGUGGUGGAGGUCCAUGUGUAGGGAGGCUUGAAUUUCAAUUUUGACAGGGUAAAGAAAUUCAAAAUAAUAAUAAUGAUAAUAAUUUUUUUUUUUUUUUUUUUUUAAUAAUAAAAACAAAACUUUAUUCAUAGAUUUAAAAAAAAAUAGACUAUUUACAGAUUCAAGAAUAUGAAAUAUUAAAAUAUAUACCCUAUGUACAUUUUUCUUGUCUACGAAAGAGAAUUGUUGUAAAAUGACUAUCUAAAGACUACUAAUAACAAUUAUAAAAUAAUAAUAAUAAUAAUAAUAAUAAUAAUAAUAACAAUUAUUAUUAUUAUUAUUAUUAUUGUAGUUUAUUAUUAUUAUUUUUAUUUUAAUAAGAAUAAUUUUUAUCAUGAACUGGGUAAUCAUGGUUUGUUUAAACCUCGCUGUACUUCUCUACACAAACACUUGUUAAUAUCCCCCCCCCGCACAAGCUUUUUAUGUGUUUAAACUCUAAAUGACACUUAAAAUUAACCAAUCAGUGCUUAUGAAAUCACUUGUAUAAUAAUUGCUUUCAGUUGGCCACAGUCAGGGAACACUUCAAAGACAUAACAAAUGAAUUAGAAAAUAUUCCUGUGAGUAUACUCUUGAUUCUUUAUUGUGGUUGUUUUACCAGUACCAGUAAGUAUGCAGCAAAAAACUGCUGGGCGCAACCUCCAACUAAGUCUGUAGGUUUGCAUUGAUUAGUGGUUGGAUGAGGUUUAAUUUUAUGCCAAAUUUUAUUAAUAAUGUGAACAGAAAAAUAUUCAAUUUUGUAAAAAUAAAAAAAAUAUUUUGCAAGUUCAAUUUCGGUGAACUAACCACUUAAAACAGAGCCAGUGCCAGAAUGACAGCCAUGGUCAGGCUUCUAUGCCGGUACCUAUGCAAGAAACCUGAGCGAGUGCCUGUGUUCAUUUGGUUAGUAAAGACUGUCAUAAAUGACAGUGUCUCUAAAUUAUUACCACACUCUUAAUUCUUUAUUAUGGUUGUUUUAGCAGUAAGUAUGCAGCAAAAACUGCUGGGCACAACCUCCAACUAAGUCUGUAGGUUUGCAUUGAUUAGUGGUUGGAUGAUGUUUAAUUUUAUGCCAAAUUUUAUUAAUAAUAUGAACAGAAAAAUAUUCAAUUUUGUAAAAAUAAAAAUAAAAAAUAUUUUGCAAGUUUAAUUUCGGUGAACUGGCCACUUAACACAAAGCCAGUGCCAGAAUGACAGCCAUGGUCAGGCUUCUAUGCCGGUACCUAUGCAAGAAACCUGAGCGAGUGCCUGUGUUCAUUUGGUCAGUAAAGACUGUCAUAAAUGACAGUGUCUCUAAAUUGUAAACAUCAACAUAUUGAAUGUAAGAUUUGGCUAAAUAUCUAUUUUGUUAUCAUCCAACCACAUCUAAUUUAAAUAAUUGUGUUACUACCCAGUGUCUAAUUUAGCAAUAUUUUAGUCACAGGGACAGGUAUCUCAUGCACGAACAAGAAGCCCUACUGCACUUGUCAAUGGAGAAUCAACACUGGGACCAAGGACCGCAAGAAAAAGGAGGCAUAAAACCAUUGAAGCUGCUGCCAAAAUUCAUGGGAGCUCAAAUGAACAUUCCUCAGCCUGUUUCGAGGGAAUGUUUGACACUCUGCAAAAGAGAUGCAAGUUAGAUAAGUUAACAAAAUAUGUGACAGAGAACAAGCAGUUGACCAAUAGAAUAGUUUGUAAAGAGUAUAAGAAGAGUGUGUUAGAAUUUGAAAAGUCAGAUGACAACAUUGUUCGAAGUAUUGCAACAUAUUAUGCAAGUGGUGUAAUGGGGAAACGAAAGUACAAAAGUGUAAGACUGCUGCUUUCAAUGAAAUCAAAUGAAGGCAAACCAGGGAAAAGAACAAGUAUUUCAAUUUGUAAAGGCUGUAAGGUUCCAAAGCUUCUAACUUAUAGUAACCUUGUAGAACAGUUAAAAAAGAUUGACAUUGGGACUGUUCAUGAAAUUGACCCAGACUAUCUAGAGGGCUUAGAAACUGAAAACCAAGUCAAUGGUGCAUAUAGAGACUUGAGACAAUACCUCCCAAUGCUUCCCAAAUUUUAUCUUUCUCAGAACAGAAAAGAAAGUCUGAAAGGCUUUGCAGAAUCAACAGGCACUUUUCAAAUUGCUCUUGGUGGCGACGGAUGCCCAUUUGGCAAAAAUGAGAGCGCGUGUUCUUUCUUAGUCAGUUUCCUCAAUGUUGGAAGAAGGGUGGCAUCAAGUUAUGAUAACUUUCUAAUUUUUGGUGCCAACUGUGAUGAAAGCUCUCCUGGUACAAAGAAAUUUGUGAGGUCAUUAUUACCUCAAAUUGCAGAGUUAAAAAGAGCUGAAUAUGAAUUUGAAGGCAUGAAAUAUAGGUUUAAGCUGGAUGAAUUGCCAAAUGACAUGAAGAUGCUUGCCAUGUUGGCAGGUGAAUUAACUAUUAAUGCUAAGUAUUUCUCACCCUUUGCUAAUGUUUCAUUAGCUGAUGGUAGGGAUGUCAAGGGUACAUUUGGAACUGAAAGUUCAAACAAGUGGAAGCCAUGGAGUUACAAGCAAAGAGUAAAUGUUGUCAACAAGGUUGAAGCAUAUAAGAAAAGAGUAGCACUAGAAAAAAUUUCUGAAAAGACAAAGAGAUCUAAAAUUACUGAUUACAUUGCCAAGCAAAGUAGUAGAGGGAAUUUCUGCCUCUCUUAG